Messenger RNA from Lactuca virosa, 1310 nucleotides. Lineage: Eukaryota; Viridiplantae; Streptophyta; Magnoliopsida; Asterales; Asteraceae. The record is from the annotation of a GenBank genome assembly.
CCUUACAACCACAGAGAGACAUAUAACUUGAUAAACAAGCAUGUCGAAAGAGAGUUUUAAGGGGUUAUAUGUUCGUAUCAAGCCUUUUAUGCUCAUGAUCUUCUUGCAAACUUCAUAUGCUGUUAAUGGUUUAGUUGUCAAGUCAGCCUUAAACAAGGGCUUAAAUCAUUAUACUUUUGCUGUAUACCGCAACGCUGUUGCAGCUCUUUUCUUCAGUCCUUUCGCUUUCUUCCUGGAAAGGAAAGUUAGGCCAGAAAUGACAGUUUCCAUCUUCCUGAAGAUCAUGUUACUGGGAUUACUAGAACCAGUGAUCGACCAGAACUUGUACUAUGCUGGAAUGAAAUUUACAACGGCGACUUUUGCUACAUCUAUGUGCAACAUACUUCCUGCCAUUACCUUUGUCAUGGCUUGGAUGUUUAGACUUGAGAAGGUGAAACUAAGGAGUUUACAUAGCCAAGGGAAGAUCAUAGGGACAAUAGUGACGAUUGGUGGAGCUAUGAUAAUGACAUUAAUAAGAGGCCCUGCAAUUCUAUUUCCAUGGACAAAUCAUCAUCAUCAUCAUCCUCUUCAUCAUCAAUCUACGGUUAACACCAUGAGUACACAAGAUCAGAUCAAGGGAUCUCUCAUGAUCACUGUCGGUUGCUUUUCUUGGGCGAGUUUCGUCAUCCUUCAAGCAGUGACAUUAAAGUCGUACCCAGCUCAGCUUUCCCUCACAGCGCUUGUGUGUAUGAUGGGGACAUUAGAAGGGUCCAUACUUGCACUUGUAGUUGAGAAGACCAAUGCCUCAAUCUGGUCAAUUAACUGGGAUAUCAAAUUAUUUGCCGCUAUUUAUGGUGGAAUAAUGUGUUCCGGAUGCGCAUAUUACAUUUCGGGUGUGGUAAUGCAAGAGAGAGGACCAGUUUUUGUGACGGCUUUCAGCCCACUUGGCAUGGUUAUUAUUGCCAUUUUGGGGUCUUCCAUUUUAGCUGAGAAAUUGAAUUUGGGAAGUGUUGUUGGAGCGGUUGUAAUUAUGGUUGGACUAUAUUUGGUUAUAUGGGGGAAAAGCAAGGAUCAAAACAAACAAGACCUUGAGUUGUCUUUAAAUGAACAACACAUAGAUGGUGUGAAGACGGCGACGUUUAAACACAAUGUUGAUCUCGUUAAUUCUGACGGAAAACCAUCUACUGAUCUUGAAGUAGUUUAAGGACAUCGUUUACAUCAUUUAUUAUUUUUUAGGAUCAAUUGCAAACGGACACCGAGUCAAUUGGGUUGAUCCAUAAACUCACUCAACUAAUUUCAAAUUCUUGGUCAACCGACUUUUGAACAUCAAG